CUCGCCGCAACCUCUCCUGUGUGAACACUUUCAACAGAUUCCAAAUCCUUUUACCAGGCCACACUGCUUAGCUGUUCCUUACAUACACAAAUCAGGUCAGAAAAUUGAGCAAUUAGCGCUUGCGCACGCCGUGGAGAACUGCUUGGUGGGUUUACUCUAGCACCCGGGAAAACGAGGAACCCAUGCCCGUCAGGAGAACUGUUUCGGAGGUGGACGUCAACAAGAAUACAAACUGGCUCAACUAUCCAAGUGUUUGGACGUGGUACCUUGCGGUCAUCGUGCUGGGUUGGCUCGGCAUAUCUGCGCUGAUAGACGACGCUGGCUUGGCAUGGACCUACGUACAUCUCAUACACGGUGUUGCGACGUAUUAUCUCCUGCACUGGAUCAAGGGAUCACCGAACCCGGAGGACCAGGGCAAGUACCAGGCGCUGACCUUCUGGGAGCAAGUGGAUAAUGAGGCAUAUGGAACACGUAACAGGAAGAUAUUCACGGUUGUCCCCGUCCUGUUGUUUGUGCUAGCAACCCAUGGCACGGACUUCCGUAAGCAGCCGUUAGGCUUGAAUUUGGUGGUAGUUGUUGUCCUCUUAGUUGCUAAGCUGCCUGCGCUUCACAAGGUACGCUUCUUUGGCAUUAACAAGUACUGAUGGUUGCAUAGGUAGGGGAAAAUUGGCUGGUUUUGUUGCUGCUUUGUGAUUAUGUGAAGACAUCCUUGCUACAGCCUCAAACGGGGUCCACACCGAAAGGAGUUGCGACCGGUUUGUGGCAGCAACGUAUGUGCCCAAUAGCGUGCUGCCGAAGCUUCUAAGUUACUCGCGACGUGGUGCACUGCAUGUGUGGAAGGACUGGAUGAAUACGAUAUGUGCACGAAAACUCGACGUACUGGACGACAGACUUACACAUCGAGUGCGCGAUGUGCGACCUCCUGCUGGGACAGUGUCAUGUCUUAAGUGUAAAUUAUCGUCCAGGGUU
This is a messenger RNA of Volvox carteri f. nagariensis, 969 nucleotides long. RefSeq lists its product as uncharacterized. The transcript has a single exon. The record is from RefSeq and is a predicted model, not a curated record. Lineage: Eukaryota; Viridiplantae; Chlorophyta; Chlorophyceae; Chlamydomonadales; Volvocaceae. Gene Ontology annotation, biological process: negative regulation of ceramide biosynthetic process; intracellular sphingolipid homeostasis; ceramide metabolic process. Gene Ontology annotation, cellular component: endoplasmic reticulum membrane. Bases 183 to 644 code for a protein of 153 amino acids.